CUCAACAGGUUGUGCUGUGUGUAGGAGGGUUUGUAACUUUAGUCUUACUGCUAAUUCUAUUCUCUUUUUCUGGCAUGUUUUGGUUUUAUUGUGACAGGACAGAUCAGAAUUGACAGGAAGUGAAGUGUGGGGUGGAUCAGAAAGGUCCUCGUGUCAGGAUUAGCACAAUAACAGUGCUGUAUGUUGGCGCACUGCAAGGCUAUCAGCGCUGACUGCAGAUUAUAUUCUUUAUUGUUCAAAUUUAAUGUGAUGACAUGUUAAAGUAUAUGUUAAAAUAUUUAGACCGCUGAGUUACACUUAAAGGGUUAGUUCACCCAAAAAUGAAAAUUCUGUCAUUCUGCCAAACCUGUAAGACCUUCGUUCAUCCUCAGAACACAAAUUAAGAUAUUUUGAUUAAACCCGAGAGCUUUCUGACCCUCAAUAGACAGCAAGGGAACUGAACCGUUCAAGUCCCAGAAAUGUAUGCUGAUGUCCUUCAUCCACGCUUCACUCACUCAAGAGAGACCAAAACCUGUAGUGAAGGUGACUCCAGAUCAGCGUGUGUUCAGCGGAGAGACAGUCACUCUCACAUGUGACAUACAGCCAGCAGGACACAUUCAGUGGAGAUACAGCUGGUUUAAAGAUGGAGACACUCAGUAUCCAUACACAACAACAACAACAGCAGAGUUCAGUUUCACAGCUUCUGUGUCUGAUAGCGGUGAAUACAGCUGUAGAGGAGAGAGAUCAGACUCACAGAGAUCAGACAUCAGUGCUGCUGUUACACUGACUGUAUCAGAUUCACCCACAUCUACACUGACUGUGACACCAAACUAUCCUGUAUUCACCGGAGAGACAGUCAAUCUGACCUGUGUUAUAGAGUCUCACAGUAACUGGAGAUGGAGAAAUAGCCUGACAUAUGACUGGAGAUCAGACUGGACACCUGAGUGGAGAUAUGAGUGGUAUAAAGACAGUGUAAUGUUACAGACGUCUGAUCGUUACACUGUAAACAGAGACACUCUCACUAUCAGAGGAGCUACUGAGUCUGAUCAGGGUCAGUACUGGUGUAGAGGACAGAGAGAUGAAAGACCAAAAUCAUCACAAUCAAGCUCUGUUUCUCUCUCUGUGAAGGAUUUACCCAGAUCUACACUGACUGUGACACCAGACAGUCCUGUAUUCACUGGAGAGACAGUCAAUCUGACCUGUGCUAUAGAGUCUGGUCACAGUGACUGGAGAUAUGAGUGGUUUAAAGGAAGUACAUACUACAGUUCAAAGUUACAGCCGUCUGAUCGUUACACUGUAAACAGAGACACUCUCACUAUCAGAGGAGCUACUGUAUCUGAUCAGGAUCGGUUCUGGUGUAGAGGACAGAUAAGAUCAGUCUCAUCAUAUUUAAGCUCUGCUGUUUAUAUCUCUGUGAAAGAUUCACCCAGAUCUACACUGACUGUGACACCAGACAAUCCUGUAUUCACUGGAGAGACAGUCAAUCUGACCUGUGUUAUAGAGUCUCACAGUAACUGGAGACGGAGAAAUAGCCUGACAUAUGUCUGGAGAUCAGACUGGACACCUGAGUGGAGAUAUGAGUGGUAUAAAGACACAGACAGUGUAAUGUUACAGACGUCUGAUCGUUACACUGUAAACAGAGACACUCUCACUAUCAGAGGAGCUACUGAGUCUGAUCAGGGUCAGUACUGGUGUAGAGGACAGAGAGAUGAAAGACCAAAAUCAUCACAAUCAAGCUCUGUUUCUCUCUCUGUGAACGCUUUACCCAGAUCUACACUGACUGUGACACCAGACAGUCCUGCAUUCACUGGAAAGACAGUCAAUCUGACGUGUGUUAUAGAGUCUCACAGUGACUGGAGAUAUGAGUGGUUUAAAGGUGGAAACAACAGAGUAAUGUUACAGUCGUCUGAUCGUUACACUGUAAACAGAGAAACUCUCACUAUCAGAGGAGCUACUGAGUCUAAACAGGGUCAGUACUGGUGUAGAGGACAGAGAGAUGAAAGACCAAAAUCAUCACAGGAGAGUAACCAAAUAAAUCUGUCUGUUAAUGCAGCUUCAUCUCGUCUUCUGGUCACUGGAGUGGUUUUGGGAUUGUGGUGCUUGUUGAUCUUCAUCUCACUGCUGCUGCUGCUGUGGAGAUACAAGAAGAACAAAGAUCAGCAGCGUAACAUUAACCAGACAUCAGUCCCAAAUCAAUCUGGAGAAUCUCAACCAGAAAACUCUCCUCUACAGUCUGCAGAUCCUGAUCACAUUUAUGAUGACGUGACUGAAGUGAAGAAGAGACACAAAGAUGAUCCAGAGUCAUAUUGGGAGGUCAUAUAUUCAGAGGUCACUGUUCAGAAAGAGAUAUCUGUGGAUAAAGAUGAUCGCAUGGCAGAGUCAAAUGAAGUGACAUACUCAGAAGUCAGAACAAAAGUACAGAAAUGCAAAAGCAAAGGUCCCUGAGUUCAGUGAAGACAGCAGACGGCUGAAAGAGAUUCACAGCAGCAGACACAGUAACGCUUGCAUUGCUUCAGAAAUCAAUCUGAGUGAACUGCUUCUGCACAUGCUUGACUGAAAUACUUGAGAGAUACGCACUGUAUUAUCUGUACACAUGCAAGCAAACAAAUCUAUCUAUAAUAUAGUAAAACACUUUUACCAGUGAGCACUUUUGUUCCAAGAAUAAUAUAUAGAAUAAAAAUAAAAAAAUAUUAUAGAAUAAAUAAUAUAAAAUAUUAAACUGUAAUUAGCCUUAGGUUGAUGGUUAAAUAUAUGUUUUUGUUUUGUCUUACAAAAUAAUGCUUGUGUUUUUGCCAAUUCUUUUUUUUUUUUUUAACAUAUCCACAUACUGCUUUUUACAUUCAUAUAUUUUUUUAUACUUUUUUUGCAGUUAAUGAAGUGAGUUUUAUAUUAAAUAAAUAAAAAU
Messenger RNA from Onychostoma macrolepis, 2884 nucleotides. RefSeq names its product sialoadhesin-like. Lineage: Eukaryota; Metazoa; Chordata; Actinopteri; Cypriniformes; Cyprinidae. Gene Ontology annotation, molecular function: transmembrane signaling receptor activity. The coding region runs from base 463 to 2424 and encodes 653 amino acids. The record is from RefSeq and is a predicted model, not a curated record. The transcript has 13 exons. Gene Ontology annotation, biological process: cell surface receptor signaling pathway.